UGCUGGCAAAUGGGGCUAGAUUUGUUUAGGACAUCUAGUCAGCAUGGACGAGUUGGACCGAAGCGUCUGUUUCCAUGCUGUACAUCUCUAUGACUCAAUAACCAACAUCUGUGGUUGAUCCCUACGAAUAUUUGAAAUUACAAAAGAUAUACAAUUGGAAGCAAAAAAAAAGUGUUUCCUUAAAGAUAAUGUAAAAUGUGUACAUUCCUAUAUAGUUUAAGUGCAAAAAUAAUAAUAUUAAUCAUGUUCAAUUGCUUAAUGGAUUAAUAAAGCACCCAGGGAUUACUGAGUUACGCAGAUCAAGAAAAUUCAAUUUUAUCUCUAAUAAACUGAUAAUAGCGAGGAAAAGGUGGUAUAUAUGCUGAUAAAUUGUAGGGAGAAAGGAGAAGUAUGCAAUAGCUGGAGGUAGAGUCUAGACAAAGAGAGAAUAGCAGUUAGGCAAAGGGAUGGAUAAUGGUGAGCCAGGGAGAAAGAAAAGCUGAUAAUAGGGACCAUUAGUAGGUGAAAGUGGGUUUGCUGUCUAUGCCAUUAGCAGGGCCUGCAGUAUGGGGGUGGGUACAUGACAUGGAAGAAGGAGUUCAGGUUCUAAAAUUAUUGAACUCCGUAUCGAUUCCUGAAGGCUGCAGGGUCCGCAAGUGGAAAAUGAGAUGUUGUUCUUCCAGCUUGCACUGACCCUCGCUGGAGCACUGCAGCAGACCUGAGAUGUUGCUGUUCUUUCUCUCUGGGCUCCUUCUCCACCUAACGCAGACUCCUUCUACCACCCCACCCCUCACUGACGCACUCCUCCCCAUUCCCCCUCUUCAGCAUAUAUGCCAAUUUUUCCUAGCUACAAUUGGUUCUGAAGAAGGGUCAAUGAGCCUGAAAUGUUAACUCCGCUUUCUCUCCACAGAUGCUGUUAGAUCUGCUGAGUUUCUCCAGAAAUGUUUGUUUUUUGUUUCAUGUUUCCGGCAUCCACAGUUCUUUGUUUUUUUUUACAGAAUCAACAUGCUGGCGUUGAUCUUUAGAAAUUAUUUAGCAUAAAUGGUUAUUAUUAUUUAAUUUUUUCCAUGAUUAGUGUUUUAAAUUGUAAAUAAAAACCUUCCUUGUCCAGUUUUAGUUUCCAAAAUGUUUUCAUAGUUUUUGAGGGAAAAGGCAAAAGAGAUUAAGUAGAAGUUAAUAUUUCUGAUCUACAGCUUAAUAGCAAUGCUUAGCCUUGCCUGUAAAGUGGAAGAUUUUGUGCUUUACUUCAUUUCUGAGAUGUAUAAAGGACAUUGGUUUAUAGGUCCAUCUUUGAAGCGAAGCCUUUCUUGUCCCUCCCCGAAAUGCCUCAGGCUCUUAUGUAAAAACAGUACUGGUAAUUUUGUAUCUUUACAUCAUUAGAAUUACAGUACCACAGUUCUGGCAGUAUUUUUGUGGAUAAAGCUGCUGGAGUUUUUUUUCCCCUGUUCUGUGCUGAAAUUUGAUCCUGGUGGUGGUCUGAUUGGACGCUUAGACUGCCUUAAACUUGCCCAGACUUCACUCACUGUUUCAUUUCAGAUUCUGCAGCUCGAGGCACAGCCUCUACUCUGAUCUCGCUCAGGAUGGGACAAAAAUGUUUCCUUUUUUUAACUAUUUUCUUUCUUCUCUUCCCUGCAAUUUUCUGCUGCCCAAGCCGGUGCCUUUGCUUCAAAACCACUGUUCGUUGUAUGCACUUGAUGCUGGAUCAUAUCCCUAAGGUAGCACCGCAGACUGUCAUCCUGGACCUGAGGUUUAACAGGAUCAGAGAAAUUCCACCAGGAGCCUUUAAGAGGCAGAAGAACCUGAACACACUAUUAUUGAACAACAACCAAAUCAAGAGAAUACCAAGAAAAACAUUUGAAGACUUGGACAACCUGAAAUACCUCUAUCUGUACAAGAACAACAUUCGUACAAUUGAUAAGCUGGCAUUUAAAGGGCUUAUGAUGCUGGAGCAGUUAUACAUUCAUUUCAACUACAUAGAGAUACUAGAGCCAGAAACCUUUAGCGAUCUUCCCAAACUGGAGAGAUUCUGCUUCAAAGAUGCUGAUGUCAGUACACCUGUCCUCCCAGCAAUUGUGGAAAAUUCAUCUCAAACAGUGUUAAUGGUACUUCUCAAGGGUCUUGAGGCAGUGUCUAUUUGUAAUCCAUGGUUUGGAACCACAUCCAAGAUUCUGAAGGAUGCCUGCAUUAUACACAAGAAUCUUGGUAUUGGCAAGGAUCAGCAUGAAUCGAGGCCACGAAUUACUUCAGAACCACGGGAUGUGGAUGUAACCUUAGGAAACACUGUUUACUUUACCUGUAGAGCUGAAGGGAAUCCCAAGCCUAAAAUUGUCUGGCUACAUAAUAACCAUGAAUUACACAUGAAAAAUGACAUUCGUCGGAAUUUACUAGAUGAUGGUACCUUGAUGAUUCAGAAUGCACAGGAAUCUGACCAAGGAACGUAUCAGUGCAUGGCCAAAAAUGAAUUGGGAGAGGCCACAACUCAAGGCGUUUUACUUCGAUACUUUGGUAGUCCAACGAAGCCCAGUUUUGUGAUUCAGCCACAGAACACUGAAGUCCUGGUCGGAUCAAGUAUCACUCUGGAAUGCAGUGCAAUUGGACAUCCCCAACCUCGAAUUACAUGGACUAAAGGAAAUGGAGAACUCCUCCCUGCCCACUCCAGGUACACCACAACACCCUCAGGUGGCCUCUUUAUUCGGAAUGUUACUCUCCAGGACCAUGGCCAGUUCAUUUGUCAUGCCAGUAAUAAUCAAGAUUCCAUCCAAUCCUCAGCAUCCAUCAUUGUACAAGCUCCCCCUAGAUUCACAGUUACACCAAAGGACCAGGAAGUUAUUGAGGGGCACACUGUGGAUUUUGACUGUGUUGCUGAAGGUAAUCCAAUUCCAGUCAUCGCUUGGACCAAAGCAGGAGGCCAGCUUCCCAAUGAUAGAAGGCAUGCUGUAUUACCCACAGGAACGCUGAGAAUUGUAGAAGUUGCUGCUCAUGAUCAGGGACAAUAUGAAUGCCAGGCGAUCAGUGUUGUACAAGUCAAACUAGUUCCAGUGCAGCUAAAAGUGCAACCCAAAGUGAUACCAGUGUUUACUGAUAUUCCUGGGGAUAUCACUGCAGAGGUUGGGCAAGAUGUAAAGAUACCCUGCAGUGCUCAGGGAGAACCACAUCCCAUAAUCACCUGGACAAAGGAUGGAGUUCAAAUUACAGAGAGUGGCAAGUUCCAUGUUAAUGCAGAAGGGACACUUGCUAUCAGGGAUAUUGGGCAAGCAGAUGAAGGAAGAUAUGAGUGUGCUGCACGGAAUAUGAUUGGCCAAGCAACAACAAAUAUGUUGCUAAGGGUGACUGUUCCAGAGAGGGGACGAACUGGUGACCACUUUGUUGAGUCUUCCAUUCGUGAAGCCAUUUUUAGCAUUGACAGUGCAAUUAAUUCUACACGGAGGAAACUAUUUAACCAACAGCCACUUAGCCCAAAUGAUCUGCUGGCUUUGUUCCGUUACCCACGGGAUCCCUUUACUGUGGAGGCUGCAAGAGCAGGAGAAAUCUUUGAGCGGACUUUGCAACUGAUACAGAACCAUGUCAAGCAAGGCUUAACUGUGGACUUCAAUGACAUAGACUUCCGCUACAACGAUCUUGUUUCUCCACGUUACCUGGACUUAAUAGCCAAUCUCUCUGGCUGCACAGCGCAUAGGCGAUUCCCAAACUGCUCGGACAUAUGUUAUCACCAAAAAUAUCGAAGCCACGAUGGUACAUGUAACAAUCUCCAGCAUCCAAUGUGGGGAGCGUCACUCACGGCAUUUGAGAGAAUUCUAAAACCAGUUUACGAAAAUGGUUUCAGCCUUCCGAGAGGUACUGAUUCCAACCGCCUAUACAAUGGCCACCCGUUACCACUCCCUCGCCUUGUUUCAACAACAAUGAUUGGGACAGAGACAAUAACUCUAGAUGACAAAUUUACACACAUUCUGAUGCAGUGGGGCCAAUUCCUGGACCAUGACUUAGAUCUAACCGUGCCAGCUCUCAGUAUGUCUCGGUUUUUUGAUGGAGAGUCUUGCAGUUCUGCGUGCAGUAAUGAUCCCCCUUGCUUUCCAAUUAUCAUUCCAGAAAACGAUCCUCGAGUAAAAAAUGCUAGAUGCAUGUUCUUUGUUCGCUCCAGUCCAGUAUGUGGCAGUGGUAUGACUUCCUUAUUGAUGAAAUCAGUAUAUGCCAGAGAACAGAUCAAUCACCUAACAUCAUAUAUAGAUGCAUCAAAUGUAUAUGGUAGUACAGACCGCGAUUCCAUGGAAAUUCGAGACCUUACAAAUCAGCGUGGUCUGUUAAAAGAAGGUGAACUUGUGCCGAGAUCUGGUAAACACAUGUUGCCUUUUGCCACAGGUCAAACUAUAGAAUGCUUGAAAGAUGAAAAUGAAAGUCCAAUUCCUUGCUUCCUUGCAGGAGAUCAUAGAGCGAAUGAACAGGUUGCACUGACAGCCAUGCAUACCUUGUGGUUCCGUGAACAUAAUCGUAUUGCCACUGAACUACUGAGAUUGAAUCCUCACUGGGAUGGCAAUACUGUUUAUCAUGAAGCACGAAAAAUUGUUGGAGCGCAGAUGCAGCACAUCACAUACUACCACUGGCUCCCCAAAAUUCUUGGAGACGUGGGAAUGAAAAUGCUAGGACCCUAUAAUAGCUACAAUCCAAACAUGAAUGGUGCUAUUUUUAAUGCUUUCGCCACAGCAGCUUUUCGGUUUGGUCAUACAUUAAUCAAUCCUAUUCUCCAACGACUGAACAGUUCUUUUCAACCAAUUCCAGAAGGUCACCUUCCUCUUCACAAAGCUUUCUUCUCUCCAUUCAGACUUAUCCAAGAAGGGGGUAUUGAUCCACUUCUCCGUGGCCUUUUUGCAUCGGCAGGGAAAAUGCGAGUCUCUUCAGAGGUUCUCAAUUUGGAAUUGACAGAAAGGCUCUUUUCCAUGGCUCAUGCUGUAGCUUUGGACUUGGCAGCAAUGAACAUUCAACGGGGUCGCGAUCAUGGCAUCCCCCCCUAUUCGGAUUACAGAGUAUUUUGUAAUAUGACUGCUGUUCAGACCUUUGAAGACUUACAAAAUGAGAUUAAGGACGCAGAAGUGAGGGACAAACUAAGAAGGUUGUACGGCAUACCACAGAACAUUGAUCUUUGGCCAGCACUGAUGGUUGAAGAUGUAAUUCCUGGUACAAGAGUGGGACCCACCCUCAUGUGUCUGUUUAUAACUCAGUUCAAAAGGCUGAGGGAUGGUGACAGGUUUUGGUAUGAAAAUCCAGGCGUAUUUACCCCAGCUCAAGUAACACAACUGAAGCAAAGCUCCCUAGCAAGUGUGCUCUGUGAUAAUGGCGAUGAUAUUCAGCAGGUCCAGAAGGAUGUCUUUUUAAAAGCAGAAUACCCCCAAGGGUAUGUGACCUGUGAUGAAAUUCCAAAAAUGGAUUUGCGAUUAUGGCAAGAUUGUUGUGAAGAUUGUAGAGCAAGAGAACAAUCUAAUGCACUUUCACAGCAAUUCCGUAGUAAGCGUUCAUCAGAGUUCAGUUAUCCAGAGGAUAAGCAUGCAAGAGAUUCUACAGACACAUCUGAUAUACAACAAGGAAGGUACAAGCAAGGCUUCAGUAAAUUUUUGAAUUCAACAGUUUUUCCCAGUAAUGACAAGACUCCUCUGGAUUUCAAUGGCUUCGUGGCAGAUGUGCAAAAGACUAUCACUUCCCUUCGGAGCCAGAUCAAUCAACUCGAAUCACGUCUGAAACAGAAUGGCUGCAUGGAUGAAAAGGGAAAUCACAGGAAUGAAAAUGAUCAUUGGAAAAAGGAAGACUGCACUACCUGUUAUUGUAAAAAUGGCCAGGUGACCUGCUAUGUGGAAAAAUGCCCCCGUCUCAAGUGCUCCAAAUCUACCAAAAAGAAAGGGAGGUGUUGCCCUGUCUGCAUGAAGUCAGCAAGUAAAAUUGACCUUUUUGCCUAGUUCUGGAAAAAAGAAUGCAGUACUUGGGGGGGAAAAGACGUGUUUAUCAGCCUCUUGCAAUGUCUACUGAUGUCUGGAUAACAAAGACAGGGAGGGAAUGAACUUUCUGGUCACAUGUUGGCCAUUGCUGGCACACUGCACUAGUCCCUUUGCUCACUUUAAGCAAUGUCUCAUUUGAAAGAAAAAAAAUCAAUUUAAACAAAGGUUAAAUUAGCCCUCUGUAAUGAAUUUAUGGAAUUAUUCAAAUAUUAAACUACUCACAUUGUAAACCUUUUGUAAAAAUUAAAAAAGAAAAUGUUGUGAGUACUCAGCAGGCCGAGCAGCUUCUGAGGGAAGAGAAUUGAAGUUAACUUUACAAUUUGAUGAAUAUAUGUGGUUCUGAUGAAAGCCUGAAAUGUUGAUCUGAUUUUGUAGUUCGUGGUGAAGUAAUGGUGAUCAUUUUAGUCCUUAAAGAAAGCUAACCUCAAACAUCUAGCAACCUCUGUGGCACUGAGGGACUUUCCUUUUCCCAAUGUUGAUUUGAAAUUGGUGCUAUAAUUGAAGAGAACCUCCAGGCAUUCGACAACGCUGAUGCCAAGAAACAGAAUAAGCAGUAGUCAUAUUGAUAUAUUCUCACAGAAAGCAAAUUAGGAACUAAAAUGCACUGAUGAUCCUUCAAUUUUAAUUAAAUUUUAAAU
Messenger RNA from Rhincodon typus (whale shark), 6598 nucleotides. Its product is annotated as peroxidasin homolog. Bases 1560 to 5921 code for a protein of 1453 amino acids. Gene Ontology annotation, biological process: response to oxidative stress. Gene Ontology annotation, molecular function: peroxidase activity; protein binding; heme binding. The transcript has 22 exons. Lineage: Eukaryota; Metazoa; Chordata; Chondrichthyes; Orectolobiformes; Rhincodontidae. The record is from RefSeq and is a predicted model, not a curated record.